Sphenostylis stenocarpa is the source of this 486-nucleotide messenger RNA. Lineage: Eukaryota; Viridiplantae; Streptophyta; Magnoliopsida; Fabales; Fabaceae. The record is from the annotation of a GenBank genome assembly.
AUGGAGAAGAAGUUAAGGAUAAAGAAGAAAGUAUGGAUGGGGAAGAAGUUUGGGAUGGAGAAGAAUCUCCUAAUUAAGGAAGCAGAAGAAGUUAAGGAGGAUGGAGAAGAAGUAAGGGAAGGAGAAGAAGUUAAGGAUGGAGAAAUAGUUUGGGAUGGGGAAGAAGUGAAGGAAGGAGAAGAGGUUAAGGAAGAAGAAGAAGAAGUUAAGGGUAAAGAAGAAAGUAUGGAUGGGGAAAAAGUUUGGCAUGGAGCAGAAGUUAAGGAAGGAGAAGAAAUUAAGGAUGAUGAAGAAGAAAGUAAGGAUGGAGAAGAAGAAGUUAUGGACGGAGAAGAUGUUAAGGAAGGAGAAGAGACUAAGGAAGGAGAAGAAGUUAGGGAAAGAGAAGAAGUUUGGGAUGGAGAAGAAGUUAAGGAUGGAGAAGAAGUUUGGGAUGGAGGAGAAGAAUCGAAGUAUGGAGAAGAAAUUAAGGAAGAAGAAGUUUAG